This is a messenger RNA of Daphnia pulicaria, 2472 nucleotides long. RefSeq names its product carboxylesterase 4A-like. NCBI's taxonomy places the organism in Eukaryota, Metazoa, Arthropoda, Branchiopoda, Diplostraca, Daphniidae. The transcript has 10 exons. The record is from RefSeq and is a predicted model, not a curated record. Bases 652 to 2391 code for a protein of 579 amino acids.
AAAACAGAAUUAGCCGAAAUAAUAUCGCAGCCAGUAUUGGUCCAUUUUAUCUCACGAUCGACGUAGGAACAUCGGAAAUGUUAAAUAGGAUGAAAUAUUUUUCGACCUCUAAGUAUAUACGUAUUUAGUUUUACUUGUUUUUAUUACAUGAAAAACUAUCUACACAGGAAGUUUAAUUAAGUUGCGUACUGCUGUCAUGGCUUUCGAACAUUCUAAUAGAACCAAGAGUGAAAGUAAAGAGUGUCGUUGUCCGCACCGAUCCAUAACUUCUCGUAAGUUAAUUGCGGUGGUGAAGUAUAAUUCUUGGACUCGUUCGAAUUCAUCUAUGUUGUGUGAUUAAUAAGCCUUGGUGGUCUUUCAGUGACUUUAGUUCAUCAACUGCAUUUGAGGAAGUUUCGGGAAGUUUCACUCUUUUUAUUACUACCAGCUGACAAACCAAUUAAUUAGUGACACUGCAAUCUUCUGUCGAGGGCAAACAUAAGGAAAGGGCGUCUUGUUCGACGUACCGUAACGCGAACAUUUGUUGUAUAAAAGCAGAGAUGACAACUCUUGGUUUGUCAGUCAUCGCUAAGAUUCUUGUCAAUCAACAAGUUCUUCCAAAAAUCAUCUCGAGCUAUACCAAUUGAAAAUCGUUUACGUCAGCGCACCGUCAUGGUAGCAAAGGAUAUACUAGUACUGCCCUUUUUGCUCGUUCUUUGUUGCAUGGUCUCACUAAGUUGGUCAACAAAUAUCGAAGAAGAAACAUCGGAAGGCUUUUACGAAGAAACUGUAGUAUUGAAAACGAAAAUUGGCUCAUUACGGGGUCAUAAAGAGGUGGUUGAUUUCAAAACUUCGUAUUACGCAUUCAAGGGUAUCAGAUAUGCUAAAGCACCGUCAGGUGCAAAACGUUUUCAGCCACCGGAAGCAGAGGAACCUUGGACCGGUAUUCGCAAUGCUCUACAAGACGGCCACCUUUGUCCUCAGUUCAGCAUUCAAACAGGCCAACCAAUCGGUGAUGAAGACUGUCUCACAGUCAACGUCUACACACCUUCAAUACGUAGUUCAAAGGCAGUGAUGGUGUUUUUGCACGGCGGUGCUUUCGUGAUGGGAGGUGGUUCGUCAUACUUUUUUGGUCCAAAGCUUUUGAUGGAGCAAGAUAUCGUAUUAGUUACUGUUCAGUAUCGUCUUGGAGCUCUAGGUUUUCUGAGUACCGCGGAUCAUCGAGCCCCAGGUAAUUGGGCUUUGCUGGAUCAACUAGCCGCUCUGCGUUGGAUCAAGGAUCAUAUUUCGGCAUUUGGUGGUGAUUCCAACUCGGUAACACUCUUUGGAGAAGACAGUGGAGCAGCUUCAGCAACAUUCCUGGGUAUGUCGCCUCUUGCUGAAGGACUCUUUCAUCGCAUUAUUGCCUUGUCGGGCAAUGCUAUGUGUGGUCAAUAUAUUCAACAAAAACCGAAGGAAGCAGCUGCCGAACUUGCCCGACGGUUAGAUUGCGAUGAAAUGGGAGUUCCAGAGAUGAUGGAUUGUUUGCGUAGUGCACCUGUUGAUGAACUUGUUGUUAAAUCCAACGAUAUGUAUAUAUUUUACAGCUUUCCUCGUUGGUUUACUCCUGUCGUCGACGGUUACGUUAUUCCAGCCGAUCCAGAAGAAAUGCUUAUUAAAGGUUCUUUUCACCAUUUGCCAACUUUAACUGGUCAAACAAAAGACGAAGGGGCCUUCUUUUAUCGACUGACGCUAAAUACCAUAAGCAGUGGCCGUUACGACGACAGCUUCAUCGAUCAGCUUCCUCGUCUUUUGCCAAUUAUGUCUGAACUGGAUCGGAGACUGCUUCCAUUGUCGAAAGCUAUCCGGCGCAAGUAUUUCCGCAACGUUGAUCUCGAUGAAGAGGAUCAAUUUAGACCAAAAUACAUCGAAUUUUUGACCGAUUUACUCUACACUCGCUGCAUUGAUCGAUAUUCACGUCUAUUGGCAAACCAUAGCGUGCUGACUUAUCGUUACCUUUUUGAAUAUCGUGGACAGCAAAGCGUUGUUAAUCUGCAGGGUGAAAUCGCCGAUUUUGGUGUGGCUCAGGGAGACGAUCUUCAAUACGUCUUUAGUGAUUUGUGGGGCAAAGAUUCACCCAUGUCAGCCGACGAUCUCAAAUUUAGCAAGAAUGUCUUUCUACCGUUGUUGGCUAAUUUUGCCAAAACUAGUGUUCCUACUCCAAGCAUCACUGAAUUCAUACCGACAGCUUGGGCUCCAUUCAGCACGAAAGGACGACUUUUUCGUAUCGGCUCAAAGCUAACAGUUGAUGUUGAUUACCGAGCUGAUGCUACACGGUUUUGGAAUGAUGAAAUACCUGCCAUACUGAAAUCAGCAAAAAAUAUCGUUGCAGAUGCAAGCCCAACUGCUAGAAUAAGCAAAGAGGAACUGUAGUUUUCUAUUGUCAUGAAAAUAAAAUAAUCUUCAUGAAUAAAACACCUGUUUUCUUUGGAGUCAGUACACCAUGCAUUUUAA